Molecule: messenger RNA, 1919 nt
Organism: Chara braunii
Lineage: Eukaryota; Viridiplantae; Streptophyta; Charophyceae; Charales; Characeae
Source: the annotation of a GenBank genome assembly
GUGAGUCUUUAGAUUGAGUCAGUAGGUCUGUCAGUCAGGGGUUAGAGUCUAAGUGGUGAGGUUUGGAACCGCUAAUCCGGUUGUGCACUUAUCACCAUGGUUGACACCCGGAGUGGGAAGAGCACUAGCCCCUACACCCAGGAACAACAAGAAAAGAUGGCCGCCUUAGUGAGAGAGAACAAAGAGAGAAAGGAGCUCCUGAAGCAGGCGAAGUUGAAGGCCAUCGCAGAGGAGCAGGCGGCGAAGAUGAAAAAGUUAGAAGAAGAGAUGGAGGAGAAGAAAAAGGCUGCCGAAGAAGAAGCAGCAGCAGAAGCCGAGGAGGAAAGGAAACGCAGGGAAGAAAAAGGGCAAAGUAGUGGCACGACAAAUGAGGAUGCAGCCAUGGAGAAAAAGAUCAGCGAGUGGAUUGCUAAUUUAUCGCUGGGGGAAGAUGAGGAGGCGGAGUUUUAUGUGCCCCAGGACGAGAGGGAUGCGUUAGCCAAUGAGCUAACGACAAUUGCGGACCCUCUGGAACGGCGAGAAAGAGAAGAAGAGAAGAAGUUGGAGUGGAAACUGAGGAUGAAGAGGGAAAAGAAGAGAAGGAGGGACGAAGUUAAUAGGCUGACCGAGGAGGUGGCAAAAGUGAGAGAUUGUAGACAAGAUGUGCAGGCGCAGCCAGACAUGUCUGCCAAGAUGGAUAAGAUGUUGGGUUAUUUGGAAGUGUUGAGUGUGGCCUGGAUGGAGGAGCGCCAAGCCAAUAAGGGUCAGGAUGUAGCCCUGUGUGCCAUGCGGUCAGGGUUUAGAGAUUUCACGCGCGAUAUGGUCACCCACAUUGGAGGCGAAGUUAGGCGACUGAGAGACGGCGUAGGAAAGUUAUGCGAGGGCGCCAUCGAAGGUGCCAAAGCAAUAGCCGCUGUAGAGGGUGAGGCCAGGCCUCGUAAAGAGCCUGUCAAGCUUAAAUUCCCAGAUGCAUACGGGGGGAAGAAAGAGGAGAAUUUUUAUAACUGGGAGGCGAGCGUCAAUAGCUACGUGUACCUACAACACAUUUUGACUGAGGAGCAAGUCCUCGUCGCCUUCCAGGCCCUCAAAGAUGAAGCGGCCAGUUUCGCCAGAUCCCUUGCGCACACAGCAGGUUGUGAAAACAACCUGGUUGCAUACUCUAAGAUCACCACCCUUCCUCAAUUCUUCAAGCUCCUGAGGGAGCGAUUUGUUGACCCAACGAGAGGCGUCAGAGCCUUUGAUAAGCUGCAGACCAUCCACUCACGACAGUGGAGGAGUGCAAGAGCACUCAAGGGCGUCAUUGACGACUUGGUACCCGUCCCAGACCAUGGGGUCACUGAGCCCCAGUUGGUCCAAUUGUUUUAUCGUGCCAUGCCCGAGCCCCUGCGUGGGCAUUUCUUUGAGAGGUCUCAACAGGCCGACAUCACCUAUGAUGUGCUGAGUAGAGAGGUGGUCCUGUAUGAGUCAAAGUCCAUGCCAGUGUCCACUUUCUGGCAUAAGGACCUGGAUAAGGGGAAAAAGUGGAAAGGUAGUACCAUCUUUGGCCAUGUCAGGGCCAAGGAUCACAUGAUCCUCACGUUAGAAGAGGGUGGUACCGAUGAAGUCCCCUACAGUGAGAUUGAGUGGGGGUUAGAGGAAGAGGACAGCAGCGUAGGGCAGGGGAGGUCUUAUGCAGUUGUCGAGGUUGGAGGGAGGCCGCAAGGUAGAGGAGGAGGCCAGGGCCAAAGGGGCCAGGCCAUGGGAGGCCAAGGACCGGCCGCGCAGGGGGUUGGCGGACAAGGGAAUCGCCAAGUGGGAGGUAGGGGUCAAGGUCCCCCGCCAAAUCGUCAAGGUUCUUGUCGGUCCCCGUAGCGACGAGGUGGAAGGCCACCUCAAGGAGGAUGGCACCCAGGCUUGCCACAGGGCAGGCCCUGGGAAGAUUUGGGCUUGGACCAGCGCGU